AUGGCAUCCUCCAAGACCUUCACCCGCGAGGAGGUUCGCUCGCACACCACCGACGAGUCCCUCUACUGCAUCAUCGACAGCACCGUAUACGACCUCACCGAAUUCGUCGAUGCCCACCCCGGCGGCGAGUCCGUCCUGCGCCAGGUCGCCGGCCAGGACGCGACCACCGCGUUCUACAACCUCCAUCGCCAUGAAGUCCUCUCCAAGUACAGCGACCUCGCCAUCGGCACGAUUGAGAACGAGAAGCCCCAAGUCAUAACCCCCCAGCCCGGCGACCUGAGCCCCGUGCCCUACGCUGAGCCCCUCUGGCUGUCGCCGCCCUUUAGAAGCCCCUACUUCAAGGACUCGCACCGUCGCCUCCAGCGCGCCCUCCGCGAGUUCGCGCAGAAGCACCUGUACGAAGAGGCCUGGAAGAACGAGGCCAGCGGGGAGUACAUUAGCCAGGAGACCAUCGAGCGCAUGAGCAAGGCGGGUCUGAUGCACAUGCGCAUGGGACCGGGCAAGCACCUCCACGGCGUCGAGCUGCUGGGCGGCGCGGUCAAGGGAGAAGAGUAUGACUACUUCCACGACCUCGUCAGCGCGCAGGAGAUGGCGCGGAUCAUGGCGCGGGGUGCGCAGGACGGCAAUAUGGGUGGCAUGACGAUCGGGCUGACGGCGGUGCUCAACUUUGGCAACGACCCCGUGUGGAAGCAGAAGAUUGCCGACGAGGUGUUCAGUGGCAAGAAGAAGCUCUGCCUGGCCAUCACGGAGGCCUUUGCAGGGUCGGAUGUCGCUGGCCUGAGGACCACGGCUACCAAGACCCCUGAUGGGAAGCACUAUAUCGUCAAUGGAACGAAGAAGUGGAUCACCAACGGCACAUUCUGCGAUUAUUUCGUCACGGGCGUCAAGACUGACAAGGGACUGAGCGUCUUGCUCAUCGAGCGUGGCGAGGGCGUCGAGACCAAGCCCAUCAAGACUUCGUACUCGCCCACCGCCGGUACGGCUUACAUUACUUUCGAUAACGUCAAGGUCCCCGUGGAGAACCUCCUCGGCAGAGAAAACAAGGGCAUCGAAGUUAUUCUCAGCAAUUUCAACCACGAGCGCUGGGUCAUGAUCUGUGCUUCGAUCAGUGCCAGCAGGAAGAUCGUAGAAGAGUGUCUGAAAUGGGCAAACCAACGCUUGGUCUUUGGAAAGCGGUUGAUCGACCAACCCGUCAUCCGUCUAAAGCUUGCCAAGAUGAUCUCCCUAGUCGAGGCCAACCAAGCCUGGCUCGAAACCAUCACCUACCAGAUGUGCCAUAUGCCAUACAAACAGCAAGCCCGCCAUCUCGCCGGCCCCAUUGCCCUCCUCAAGCAGAGCGCUACGCGGGCGGCGCACGAGGUCGCAGAUGAGUCGGUCCAGAUCUGGGGCGGUCGCGGUAUCACCCAGACGGGCAUGGGCAAAUACAUUGAGAUGUUCAACCGGACUUAUAAGUUUGAUGCCAUCUUGGGUGGUGCUGAGGAAGUCCUGGCCGACUUGGGUGUGAGACAGGCUAUGAGGGACUUCCCGAAGGCGAUGCUGUAG
Messenger RNA from Clonostachys rhizophaga, 1542 nucleotides. Lineage: Eukaryota; Fungi; Ascomycota; Sordariomycetes; Hypocreales; Bionectriaceae. The record is from the annotation of a GenBank genome assembly.